Molecule: messenger RNA, 498 nt
Organism: Paramecium sonneborni
Lineage: Eukaryota; Ciliophora; Oligohymenophorea; Peniculida; Parameciidae
Source: the annotation of a GenBank genome assembly
AUGAAUACAAGAUAAAAGUUACUAUAAAAUAUUAGUUAUAUAGCAAAUGAUGUUAGAGUAAAAUAACAGAAUCAGAGUAACUUAAGAAUAAGAUCAUAAAAGUCAAGAAAGGAGAAUGUUAGUUUUAUUGUGACAAAACAUGCAUAAUAACCAAAAGGGAAUAUUAAUUUGUAUUAGACUCAAAUACAUUCACCAAUAAAGAAUAGAAGCAUAAAUUAGAAUAAAGAGAAUAAUGUAAAUUAUGCAUAUGUGCCAUUAAAGAAUUCAGAUGAACUAAUUAUUAAUAGUGCAGAAUCACAUUCACUUAAUUUAUCAUAUUCACCUUCAUCUAAAAAGAAGCCAUAACCAUCAUGUUUUGUAUUACCUUCUAGAAGUAUUAAACCUAAGAUGAAAUUGACUAAAAAAGCAUUAGAGAUAAGAAGCAUAUAUUUGGAUAAGCCAAAAGCAAAACUAAAUAAUUUUAUAAACAUAAAGGGUACAUAAAAAGUAAUAAGGUGA